Molecule: messenger RNA, 2133 nt
Organism: Micropterus salmoides (largemouth bass)
Lineage: Eukaryota; Metazoa; Chordata; Actinopteri; Centrarchiformes; Centrarchidae
Product: NAD(P)H pyrophosphatase NUDT13, mitochondrial-like
Molecular function (GO): metal ion binding; hydrolase activity
Source: RefSeq, a predicted model, not a curated record
CCUGAACGCAGCGCAGCAGGUGCGCACACUCACCUGUUUCUCUUUGGCUGUUGGGUCGAACACGUAGUUGAUGGCGACUGUGGAGAAGCCGACUGCAGGAGGAGGACACAGGAAACUACAGGGGGCAGAAAUCCAUCUGCUGCAGAAUAACAGCGAAGAAGAAGAACUCCAGACUCCGUGUGAGGAAGAAAAGCAGCCGCAGUCCAGUCCAGUGCAGACCGGUUCGGACCGUUGAUUCAGAGAGCCAUGUUGAGAUCUCUGAAGAUCCUCCUCUCUGCCUUAACAUCUCCGCCGACCCGCUGCUGCUCAGGCUUCGUCUCCAAGAUCAGGUACGUGAACAGGCUGAAGCAGGAUGAUGAGGCGUGUGCUGCAGCGCUGCAGAGCAGUCGCAUUUUCCUGUUCCACCGCCUGUCGCCUCUGCUGCAACGCACCGAGCAGGGAACCUUCAGACCAGCAGCACUGAACUUCACAGACGUGCAGGCGAUCCUGGAGAGACUCGGUGCAGACAGAAUCCUGCUGAAGGAGUCUGCUCUGAUAGGCUGCUCUGACCAGAACCAGGCUCAGUUCUGUCUGGAUGUCGGAGAGCUGAAUCAGGCAGCAGUAGAGGAAGCUUGUGAAGGAAACUUUAUUGAUCUGAGGAAAGCUUUCUUUCUCUUGACGGGAGCAGAGGCGCCUCUAGUGGCCAAGGGUCAGGCUCUGCUGCGCUGGCAUCAGACCAACGGCUUCUGCAGCGCCACGGGCCGGCCGACCCACCGCAACCAGGCAGGAAGUCAGAGGGUCUGCAGCAGCUCCGGCAUUGUCUACUACCCCAAGAUGUCUCCCGUGGUCAUCGUCCUGGUCUCUGAUGGGAAACGGUGUUUGUUAGGGCGACAGUCGUCCUUCCCUCGAGGGAUGUACAGCGCUCUGGCCGGUUUCUGUGACAUAGGUGAGACUCUGGAGGAGACUCUGAGCCGGGAGGUGGCGGAGGAGGUGGGUCUGGAGGUCCACAGCGUCUCCUACAGCUCCUCGCAGCACUGGCCUUUUCCUCACAGCUCCUUCAUGCUGGGCUGCCAUGCCUCUGUUAGCCCCGCCCACACUCAGGUAAACGUGGACCAGGAGCUGGAGGACGCUCGCUGGUUCAGUCUGGAGGAGAUCUCCACCGCCCUGCAGGUCAAGACUCCGCCCAGGAGAGGUGAGCCCCCCGUCCUCUGGCUUCCUCCCAAACACGCCAUCGCCAACCGCCUCAUCAUCGAGUGGAUGGACCACCAGCGACGCAACCGGGUGGGAGAGUAACGUCCAAACACGCCGAGGACGUUAACAGGUUGUCAGGACUGAAGUUUAUGUGACGUCCAAACACCCAGAAGGAGGAAACGUAGAGACCUUCACCUUCAGACCGAGGCGCCGCCAGGUGUUCUCACAACAGGAAGUGAGUUAUUAUUGGUCCGUUCAGCAGGUGGAGCUGCAGCAGGGACACAGCUCCUCCUCCUCCACCCAGUCAGAUCUGAACUCAGACAGGAAACACAUUGAGUUUAACACUAGAACCGCCGUAACUGGAAAAUCUAGCCGCCAUCAGAACACUCCUGUUGCUCAAACCCACUUUGGCGGUGCAUUUCCCACAAUGCAUCCCUGCACUUCAGGUAUUCACAGACUGUUGCCUUCACCACGCAGCUCGCCCUCCUGAAGGACACCCCUUGCCGCAGGUAGACAGAUCCGCACCUGAUCAUAUCAGACCGGUUGACCCGUGUUUGAUGUCACAAUAACUGCACGCCACGUGGAGGCUGCAGCGCUGGUUCUGUUGUCACCAAAGGUUACCUGCAUCCUCGCUGUACUGGCUGAUGAUGCUGAACGCACCUGCUGCUUUAACGCCGCAGGUGCGUUCAGCUUCAACGUAGAAUGCUUGUCUGAACACCAGACGUGAAAAUAACUGCGGUACAUUUUACAGGUGGAGAGGCCACUUUUUAACAGCGGGGAGCGCUACAUGACAAACAGACCAGAGGACAGUCGACGGCUCAGCAGUGUCACUGACCUCCGGACGGUCUCACCUGAACUACCUGUCCACCACCUGCUGAAGCUUCGCUUCAAACUCUGCCAGGUUUUGAGUCUGUGGGGCGAGUCGGGUUUUUAUAGCUUCAUCAGUUUGACCUUUAUUAACAA